Messenger RNA from Condylura cristata (star-nosed mole), 3658 nucleotides. RefSeq names its product sperm associated antigen 5 (gene SPAG5). The transcript has 24 exons. Bases 1 to 3537 code for a protein of 1178 amino acids. NCBI's taxonomy places the organism in Eukaryota, Metazoa, Chordata, Mammalia, Eulipotyphla, Talpidae. Gene Ontology annotation, biological process: cell division; regulation of attachment of spindle microtubules to kinetochore. The record is from RefSeq and is a predicted model, not a curated record.
AUGUGGCAGAUGAAUAAACGCGACACUAACCUGUCGCCUUCGCCCCAACCGGGAAAGCCAGUUAUGAGAACGCCUCUCCGAGAACUUGUCCUGCAGCCCAGCGCCCUCACCAGCUCUGGAAAAGGUCCCCCAGUAUGCGACACGCUGUCCCCAUCAUUGUCCAAGCUGGGACUGCAGAAAGGCAGCAACAACUCGUCUCUACUGGAGUGUGUCAAUGCUAAGAAGACAGACUCUCCUUCAGAACAGUUUAGCCAUCCCUCAAAGUGGCUAGAAACUUGUCAACAGGAAUCUGAUGAGCCCCACCUUGAUCCAGUUCCCCAAACCAACUCUACUCCCAAAGCAUCUGAGGAAACGGUAGACUUACUGGCUGAUAAUGUGAUUAAAACCCUGGUCCUGGAACCUCCUAUAUUGGGGCAGCAGCAAGAUAUUACACACACAGUCCAUUUAGACACCAUGGAAGAGACGAAUAGCACGUCUCUAGAUGAGCCUUUGAGAACAGAAGAUCUUCAGGGAAAGGGGGAAGCACCCUGCGUAGAAGACAGCUUUUCAGAAGUUGUUCUUGCCUUGCCUGAGAAACCUACAUUUGAAGAGCUUCCACCCCAUCUCUUAGAGUACUCACCAAAUCUGAACUCCGAGCAGGGCCCACACUCUCCCAAGGAAAGCCUGAGAGAUGGCCUGGCUGAGGCUGAGGACUUGAGCCCUUCUGAAAGUAAUGCCCUCUUGCCUACCUCCAUGCUCUGGCUUUCCCCUUCUACUGCCUUAGCCGCAGAUUUCCCUGUCAGUGAUGUGGACCCAGGAGAGGGAAUUGUAGAGCACAGAGCUAAUAAGGAAGGAGAAAUGAGCUCUCUCACAUUCCAUGAGGAGGCUGAAUUCAGAGAGCAAGCAUUUGUCUCAGAUAUGGAAGGUAUUCCGUCCACAUGUCUGACCCUAAAUCCAGGAGAGAUGGAAUCCCAGGUAGCUUCAGAACUGGCAGUGGAAGAUGCUGGUAGGAUUCUCAUCUCUGAUACAGGACCGUGGAUGUCUCCACUGGCCUGGCUGGAAAAAAGUGUAAAUACCUCUGCCAUGCUGGAAAAUCUCCGUCAAAGCUUAUCCCUUCCCUCUGUGCUUCGGGAUGCUGCGAUUGGCACAACGCCUUUCUCUACUUGCUCGGUUGGGACUUGGUUUACUCCCCCAGCCCCACAUGAAAAGAGUUCAGAAGCAUCCCAAACAGGCGUGGUGGACACGAAGGACAGUCCUGAGCCAGAGCACCUCUUGUGGCGCCGCCCUCCAGAUCUGACUACCUUAUCUCGACGUGACCUGGAAGAUAACCUGCUGAACUCUCUUGUCGUUCUGGAAGUUCUUUCCCAUCAGCUGCGGGAUUGGAAGAGACAGCUGACAAGCUCUCACCCAGAAGUUCAGGACAAUAACACACAGACUGAUACCUCUCCCUGUGGGAUAAGUAAGAAGCCUCCAUGUCUUUGGGAGAACCAAGAGAUUGGGCAGGCGCUGCAACAGGCCAGGAAUAUCAUGCAGUCAUGGGUGCUGAUCUCUAAAGAGGUGAUAUCCUUGCUUCACCUAUCUAUGUUACACUUAGAAGAAGAUAAAGCCACCAUGAGCCAGGAGUCUCGGCGUGUGGAAACCUUGGUCUCCUGCUGUUUCGAUGUGUUGAAGAAAUUGAGGACAAGACUCCAGAGCCUCAAAGCAGAAGGCGCGGAGGCAAAACACAGAGAGGAAAUGGCCCUCCGAGGCCAGGAUGCGGCAGAAACUGUGCUAGAGGCUUUCUGUGCACAUGCCAGCCAGCGUAUAAGCCAGCUAGAACAGGAUGUGGCAUCCUUGAGGAAGUUCAGAAGCCUUUUGAAGGAAACCCAGACCCAAAUGGUAGGCCUUCAUACUGAGCAAGAAGAGCUGGCUCAUCAGACAUCGAGUCUUACUUCAGUCUUGCAUCAGGACUGGAUAGCCAUGCAACUGGAUUAUGUAACAUGGACAGCUUUGCUGAGUCGGUCUCAAGAACUCAUAAAGAAACUCACAGCCAAGAGCAAGCAGACUCUGCAGGAGCGUGACACUGCACUUGAAGAAAAGCAGCAGGUUUCUAGGGAACUGGAACAAGUCUCUGCCCAUUUAGAGGACUGCAAAGGCCAAGUAGAACAAUUAAAGUUGGAAAACACUCGUUUAGCAACAGAUCUCCGGGUCCAGCUGCAGAUUCUGGCCAGCAUGGAGAACCAGCUGAAAGAGCUACAGAGUCAGCAUGCCCACUGUACCCAGGACCUGGCCACAAAGGAUGAAUUGCUCUGCCAGCUUACCCAGAGCAAAGAGGAGCAGGCUGCUCAAUGGCAACAGGAAGAGAUGGCCCUAAAACACAUGCAGGCUGAACUGCAGCAGCAACAGGCUGUCCUGGCCAAGGAGGUACAAGACUUGAAGGAGACCUUGGAGUUUGCUGACCAAGAGAAUCAGGUUGCUUACUUGGAGCUGGGUCAGGUUGAGUGUCAGUUGAAAACCACGCUGGAAGUGCUCCGGGAACGCAGCCUGCAGUGUGAAGACCUCAAGGACACCAUAGAAAACCUGAAGGCUCAGCUGGCUAGCACCAUAGCAGAAUACCAGGAGCAAGACCUGGAGAAGACGCAUCAGUAUUCCCAGGAGCUUGGGGUGUUGACUGAGCAACUACAGAACCUAACCUGCUUCCUACAGGAGAAACUACAGGAAAAGGCUGAUCCCGAAGCACAACCUCCACUCACCAACAGUGCCUGCUUGGGAAGCAUCUUGACAGCAAAAGUAGACACAGAAUCGGCUCCUGUGCCCUUGCUUGGAAGUGACAAGAGUGCGUUCACCCGAGUAGCACCCAUGGCGUCCCUUCAGCCUACAGAGACCCCUGAUGUGGAGAAGAGUCUGGCAGAACUGAGUGGUAGGACUCUGGAGCUUCAGAGCCUGUGUUCCCUGCUGCAAGAGUCUAAAGAAGAAGCUGUCAGGAGUCUGCAGGGGAAAAUUUGUGAUCUACAGGAUAGACUGCAGGCCCGGGAAGAACAGCAUCAGGAAGCGCAGAAGGCAAAGGAAGCAGACAUAGAGAAGCUGAACCAGGCCUUGUGCUUGCGCUACAAGAAUGAAAAAGAGCUGCAGGAGGUGAUACAGCAGCAAAACCAGAAGAUCCUAGAGCAGAUAGACAAGAGUGGCGAGCUCAUAAGCCUGAGAGAGGAGGUGACACAACUUACCCGCUCACUUCGGCGUGCAGAGACAGAGACUAAGGUGCUCCAAGAGACUCUGGCAGGCCAGUUGGACCCCAGCUGUCAGCCCAUGGCCACUAGUUGGAUCCAGGAGAAAGUGUGGCUCUCCCAGGAGGUGGAUAAACUGAGGGUGAUGUUCCUGGAGAUGAAAAAUGAGAAAGCAAAACUCAUGGUCAAGUUCCAGAGCCAUAGAAAUAUCCUGGAAGAGAAUCUUCGGCGUUCUGACAAGGAAUUAAAGAAACUAGAUGACAUUGUUCAGCACAUUUAUGAGACUUUGUUGUCCAUUCCAGAUGUUGUGAAGGGCUGCAAGGAGCUACAGGAAUUGCUGGAAUUUCUGAGCUAAGAAAUGGAAAGCUGGAAUCUGUUUUCACCCCUUUUUACCUGUAUUACACCUUUAACCCAGUUCCAGGACCAACUGGCACACAGCCAGAGAUGUUUAUCUUUUUUUUUUUAUUAUUACUUAA